GCCUAAUUAACGGGUAAUCAGGUUUCCAGCGGCUGUGCUUUGAAAUAGAAGCGAAUGGCCAAGAGCUCGCACCAUUUGGCCAGCGACGCUGCAACGAUGAGCAUCAAGUUCAAUGUGAAUGGCUACCCCUACGAGGUGCAGGCGGCAGACUACGCCCCGGACAUAACACUCAACGCAUUCCUGCGCCAGCAUCUGCAUCUGACGGCCACCAAGUACAUGUGCCUGGAGGGCGGCUGUGGCUCCUGUGUGUGUGUCAUUCGACGACGCCAGCCGGCCACCAGCGAGGUGCAGUCGAGAGCUGCCAAUUCGUGCCUGACGCUGCUGAACACCUGCAAUGAUGUGGAUAUCAUAACGGACGAGGGCUUGGGCAAUCAACUGAGCGGCUAUCAUCCCAUACAGAAGCGUCUGGCGCAGCUGAAUGGCACCCAGUGUGGGUACUGCUCGCCGGGUUUUGUGAUGAACAUGUACGGGCUGCUGGAGCAGCAUCGCGGGCAGGUGAGCAUGGCCCAGGUGGAGGAUGCCUUCGGUGGCAACAUUUGCCGCUGCACCGGCUAUCGUCCCAUACUGGAUGCCAUGAAGUCGUUUGCGCUGGACAGCGACAUUCAGGUGCCCUCCGAAUGUGUGGACAUUGAGGAUUCCUUCGAGCUGCUGUGUCCACGAACGGGACAAUCCUGUCAAGGCAGCUGCACGCGGCCAGCGCGCAGGCAGGACUCCAGCGCACACUGGUACUGGCCCAAGACGCUGCAGGAGUUGUUCGCCGCGCUCAGCCAGGUGGCGAGUGGAGAACCGUUCUUCCUGGUGGCGGGCAACACAGCGCAUGGAGUCUACCGACGACCCAGAGACAUACGCCACUACAUCGACGUACAUGCAGUGCCGGAGCUGAAGCAGCACAGCCUGGAGGCGGAUCAUCUGCUGCUCGGUGGCAAUCUCACGCUCACCGAUGCCAUGGAACAGUUUUUGGUGGCCGCCAAGCGGCCGGGCUUCGAGUAUUGUGCGCAGUUGUGGCAGCACUUUAACCUGAUUGCGAAUGUUCCAGUGCGAAAUAAUGGCACACUGGCUGGAAAUAUCAGCAUUAAGAAGCAACAUCCCGAGUUCCCCUCGGAUGUGUUCAUCACCUUUGAGGCUUUGGACGUCAAUGUGCUGGUCUAUGACAAUCCCAGCAGUCAGCGUGUGAUGAGUUUGCUCUCCUAUCUGACGGAUGCCACACCCAAGCUGCUCAUUGGUGGCUUCAUAUUGAGAGCGUAUGCCAAGGAGCAAUAUCUCUUUGGCUCCUACAAGAUCCUCCCUAGAGCUCAGAAUGUGCACGCCUAUGUCAAUGCGGGUUUCCUCAUCGAAUGGCAGGACCUGCAGCGGCACAUUGUGCGCUCCGCUCGCAUUUGCUUUGGCAACAUUCGACCCGACUACGUGCACGAUCGGCCACUGGAGCAGCUUCUCCCGGGCAGAGAUCUCUACGAUGCAGCCACAGUCCAACAGAUGUUUGAGCAGCUGCGUGGCAGCCUGCAGGCGGAGGAGCGGCCGCCGGAGGCCUCGCCCGAGUAUCGUGAGAUGUUGGCCUGCGGCUUGCUCUACAAAUUUCUGCUCGGCUCCGCACCCAAGGAGCUCGUGCGGGAACGCUAUCGCAGCGGCGGACAGUUGCUGGAGCGUGCGCUGUCCUCGGGCAGUCAGACAUUCGAGACGAUCAAGAAGAAUUAUCCAGUGACACAGCCGGUGCAGAAGCUGGAAGGUCUCAUUCAAUGCUCGGGCGAGGCCACUUACAUGAACGAUCUUCUGACCACCUCGAAUGCCGUGCACUGCGCCUUUGUCACGGCCAAGCGUGUGGGUGCCACCAUCGAGCAGAUUGAUGCCACAGCUGCGCUGCACUAUCCCGGCGUUGUGGCCUUCUAUGCGGCCAACGAUAUCCCCGGAGUGAAUAACUUUGUGACGGUUACACAGCUCACCCCCGAAGCGGAGGAGAUCUUUGCUGCUGGACGCGUCAAGUACUACGAUCAGCCGCUGGGCGUGAUUGCAGCGUUGUCGCAGGACGCGGCUGUCUAUGCGGCCAGCCUCGUGGAGGUGACCUACGCCAAUGAUCAGCGGCAGCUCUACACGAGCAUCAAUCAAGUGCUGGCCGCCAAGCAGCAGGAUCGAAUUGUCUGUCUGAAGAAGGAGAGUGGCAAGCCGAAACCCGCACCUCUGGCACCAGGCGACGUCUUGGGUCGUGGCAUCCUCGAACUGGAGUCGCAGUACCACUUCACCAUGGAGCCGCAGACAACGAUUGUGGUGCCCAUGGACAGUGUGCUGCAGGUGUGGAGCUCCACCCAGUGGAUGGAUGGCACUCAGGGUGCCAUUGCCCAGAUGCUCAAGGUGAACGUGAACAAGGUGCAGCUGCAGGUGCGUCGCGUGGGCGGUGCCUAUGGCGCCAAGGUGACACGCGGCAAUCUCGUCGCCUGUGCCGCCGCUUUGGUCGCCUUCAAGCUGAACAAACCCGCAAGAUUCGUGCAGACCAUCGAGUCCAUGAUGGAGUGCAAUGGCAAGCGUUGGGCCUGCCGUUCGGACUAUGAGUUUAGGGCCAGGGCCAGUGGGCUGAUCACAAUGUUGAGCAACAAUUACUACGAGGAUGCGGGCUGCAGUCUCAAUGAGAAUGUUGUGGAUUUUCUCACACUGCCAGCGCUGAGGAAUGUCUACAAUCUGACGGAUGCCAACUAUAAGACCAAGGGGAGUGCCAUACGAACAGAUGCAGCGAGCUCCACUUGGUGUCGUGCGCCAGGAACGGCAGAGGCCAUUGCCAUGACGGAAACCGCUCUCGAGCACAUUGCCUUCACUUGUCAGCUGGAUCCCGCCGAUGUGCGUCUAGUCAAUCUGCGUCCCGGCAGCAAGAUGGUGCAGCUGCUGCCUCGUUUUCUGGCCACCACGGAGUACCGCCAGCGCAGAGAACAAAUCAAUUUGUUCAACGCGCAGCAUCGUUGGCGCAAGCGCGGCCUCGGACUGACGCUCAUGGAGUUUCCGCUGAACACGAGCGUUGGCUUCACCUACCCCACCACGGUGGCCAUUUACCACGAGGAUGGUUCGGUGGUCAUCACGCACGGUGGCAUAGAGAUUGGUCAGGGCAUCAAUACGAAGGCGGCGCAGGUGGCCGCCUUUGUGCUGGGCGUGCCGCUGGAGCGUGUGAGCGUGGAGAGCAGCAAUACGGUGAGUGGAGCCAACUCCAUGAUCACGGCCAACUCCAUGAGCAGCGAAAUGAUUGGACUGGCCGUGCGCAAGGCCUGCGACACGCUGAACAAACGCCUGGAGCCGGUGAAGAAACGUUUGGGCGCGGCUGCCACCUGGUUGCAGAUCCUGCAGGCUGCCUACUUGCAGUCGGUUAUCCUCAUAGCCAGCGAUUCGUAUAAGCUGGGGGACAUACCCAACUACGGCAUCUUUGGGCUGAGUCUCUGCGAACUGGAGCUGGACAUACUGACGGGCAGCCAGCUGAUACGCCGCGUGGACAUCCUCGAGGAUGCUGGCGAGAGCAUCAGCCCCAAUAUCGAUGUGGGCCAGGUGGAGGGUGCCUUUGUCAUGGGCCUGGGCUACUAUCUCACGGAGCUGCUGCUCUACGAUCGCCAGACGGGUCGCAUUCUGACCAAUCGCACCUGGAACUACCAUCCGCCUGGGGCCAAAGAUAUUCCCAUUGAUUUUCGCAUUGAGUUGCUGCAGAAGAAUCCCAAUCCGGUGGGUUUUAUGCGCUCCAAGGCGACGGGUGAGCCAGCGCUCUGCCUCUCUGUGGGCGUGCUCUUUGCCAUGCAGCAUGCCAUCCAAUCGGCCAGACAGGAUGCAGGUCUGCCGCGAGAGUGGGUGCGUCUGGGCGCACCAACCACCCCGGAGACGGUGGUGCUGAAUGCGGGCAGCCAAGUGCACAGCUUUGCGCUGAAUUGAGAGGGGAAGUGGAUACCAUUUGGAUUACCUUGGAUUACCUUGGAUUACCUUUUUAUU
Drosophila subobscura is the source of this 3948-nucleotide messenger RNA. RefSeq names its product xanthine dehydrogenase/oxidase (gene AOX2). Gene Ontology annotation, molecular function: FAD binding; 2 iron, 2 sulfur cluster binding; oxidoreductase activity. The record is from RefSeq and is a predicted model, not a curated record. Bases 55 to 3891 code for a protein of 1278 amino acids. Lineage: Eukaryota; Metazoa; Arthropoda; Insecta; Diptera; Drosophilidae. The transcript is spliced from 6 exons.